AUGGAUGCAUCGACACGGCUAUACAAACGCUUGGGAGAGAUACCAGAAAACCCAAACGACCCCGAAAGUCUCGACGACUUGAUAGUCUGCGCAUUUGGCGCCUUCGAGCGAUACUACGUAUGCUGGAAAACGAAGGGAGGAGAGUUCAGACAAGAUGGCUACGAUCUCCCUCCCGCACUCAAAGACUGGCUCUAUCCCAUCGACGGCACAACACGAGACUUUGCGUCCCUUCAAGUCGUCUUCGGUCGAGGCGAGGAAUACUUCGCAUCCGACAAGAACGGCAAGCUGGAGUACAAAGAGCCCGAAGUGAAGAAGCCAGGGCCUACUGAAGAUGAAGAGAAGCUUGAUCGACAGGCCCUGAGGAGAUCGCGAACGGUCUCGUUCUUGCGACCAUUAUCGGAAACGAGCAUGCGAUCAGAUGGCGGAGUGAGCGAUACGAACAGGAGCAAGCGGUCGAGCUCAAUCAGUUCGCAACGAGCGAGUCGGCCACCGAGUCUAAGUUAUACGAAUUCGAGGACGAACUCGGAUAUUUCGCUGUUGGGGGAGACGAUUGUUGAGGGGCAAAUGAGGCAACCGGGACGACCUUCGUAUAUAUCGCAGUGGACAGCUCUUGGCUCAGGUGUAGGCGAUUCGGAGAAGAUGGAGUCGCCGCAAAAGUCAGAUCCGAGGACAGACGCCGAGCCAGUGAUAGAGCCAGACCGCAAGCCGGUGUCGACGAAGACGAUAUCUCCAGCACCAGUCGAGAGCACACCAUCGCCACCAUCAUCACAGCCCGCCCUGAACCAGGAAUCCACGACACUACAACACAGUCCUCCACCCCAGCCAAGGCCCACUUCAGAAACUUCACCAUGUCCAUGCAACUGCCACGCUACACCGAACCCCCCUCCACCCCCGCAAAAACCCACCUACUCGACCACCGCAACCCAAACAUCACUUCCCCCUACUCCUCUCCCCAGAGAAAAUUCAUCUUCAUCCUACUGGCCAUCGCAAGCGAACUACACUGCCAUACCUCAAGAGCCAUCCUACUACACGGACGAAGACUACGAUACACCACCCGUUUUCAUGGGACGCAUGUCGACGUACUUUAGUAAACCGGGGUACCAGUUGGGAGAUAGUUUGUUUAGUGGGUAUCAGCCGAUUGACUGGGGGAGUGGGUAUGAAGAAGUGGAGGUGGAGGGGGAUGGUUAG
Alternaria novae-zelandiae is the source of this 1188-nucleotide messenger RNA. RefSeq lists its product as uncharacterized. NCBI's taxonomy places the organism in Eukaryota, Fungi, Ascomycota, Dothideomycetes, Pleosporales, Pleosporaceae. The coding region runs from base 1 to 1188 and encodes 395 amino acids. The transcript has 2 exons. The record is from RefSeq and is a predicted model, not a curated record.